CAGGAAAUAGCCUGCUGCACCCAAGGAGCAGAGCAAGGAGUGGGGCCCAGGACCCAAGGUUCCAAGGAAGGGGGCAGAGUCCAGCUCAGAUCAUAAGUAGCUGAUAGGUCAGAGAUCAGGGAGAAGGCAAGAAUUGGGACCCAAUGCAUUGGGUGAGCUCUAUGCUCAGAAGAAGCACCUGACACCCAUGGCCUUCUUGGUGUCCGGGACACUGCGGGUGGCUGCGCAGGUGGCAGAUGCUCAAGACAGCCUGGGAAGAAAGGGGAAGUACGGCAUGCAGGGUCCAAGAGUGGCCCUGACGCUCAGCAGCCCUGAGGUAUCGGCCUCUACAGUGGCCCUCCUGGAGGGUGUGUUCCAGACCCUGGGCUUUGAGAGCUGCUGGAGGAGGGAGGCCUCGGUCCAGGACUUCCUUGAGGAGCUGACUGGGUUCUGGGAACAGCUGGUUGCCCAUGGGGCUCCUCUGGGCUGUGUCCUAGUGGCCUUGGUGGCCCCCAGUGGACAGCUGAGGCAGCCACAGAAGUUGGUAAGGGAGCUGAGUGGCUGUGGGGCCCUGCAGGGCUGCCCAAAAGUCUUCCUCCUGCUCUCAAGUGCUCCUGGAGCUGCCCGCAAGCCCGGAGCCUUCCUCACUAGCCUGGGUGAACUCUGUCGCCGCUGUCCUCACUGGUCCCUGCUGCAGCUGCUGACAGAGGUCUUCUGCAGGACAGCUGAAGAGUCCUCAGGGGUCACCUACUGCCCAGUCCUUCGGAGCUCCUUGCGGGGGGCACUGUGCCUGGGGAACACGGAGCCCUGCGGGCCUGAGCCAGAACCCAGCCCCAGCAGUCAAUAUGACCUGUCCAGGGACAGGGCCGCCCUCCUUCUAGCUGUGAUGCGGGACCGGCCUGGGGCCCAGCACGAUGUGGAUGCACUGGGGGACCUGUGCCAGGCCCUGGGCUUUGAGACCACCCUGAGGACAGACCCUACAGCUCAGGCUUUCCAGGAGGAGCUGGCCCAGUUCCAGGAGCAGCUGGACACCCGCAGAAGCCCCGUGAGCUGUGCCCUUGUGGCUCUGAUGGCUCAUGGGGGGCCCCAGGGGCAGCUUCUGGGGGCCGAUGGGCAAGAGGUACAGCCAGAGGCACUGGUGCAGGAGCUGAGUCGCUGCAGGGCCCUGCGGGGCUGCCCCAAGAUCUUCCUGCUUCAGGCUUGCCGCGGGAGACACAGGGAUGCUGGUGUGGGACCCACAUCUCUCCCCUGGUUCUGGCGCUGGCUGCGGGCAGCACCAGCCAUUCCCUCUCACGCCGAUGUCCUCCAGAUCUAUGCAGAUGCCCAAGGCAGUUCCUUCAGGGGCCCCACUCCAGGGAGCUGUGACCAAGCAGACAUCCUAAUGGUUUAUGCAGCGGCCGAGGGCUGUGUAGCUUAUCGGGAUGAGAAGGGUUCAGACUUUAUCCGGACGCUGGUGGAGGUCCUCAGGGCUGCCCCUGGGGGAGAACUUCUGGAGCUGCUGACUGAGGUCAAUCGUCAGGUGUGUGAGCUGGACGUGCUGGGUCCUGACUGCGAUGAGUACCGCAAAACCUGUCUGGAGAUCCGCAGCUCGCUGAGGCACCGGCUUUUUCUGCAGCUACCCAGUCGGUGCUGACAGUGGGUGGCCACACCCUGGUGCCACCACUGACUCCACCCACUUCUUGGUUACCUUACCUGUAAACAGGGCAUUACAGCAGCGUGCUGGGCUCAGCUGGCAGGAAAUAAACAUCUGUCGAUCACUGCACACAUGAAUAGUGCCUGCUU
Pteronotus mesoamericanus is the source of this 1761-nucleotide messenger RNA. RefSeq names its product caspase-2-like. Gene Ontology annotation, biological process: proteolysis. NCBI's taxonomy places the organism in Eukaryota, Metazoa, Chordata, Mammalia, Chiroptera, Mormoopidae. The transcript has 11 exons. Gene Ontology annotation, molecular function: cysteine-type endopeptidase activity. The record is from RefSeq and is a predicted model, not a curated record. The coding region runs from base 188 to 1612 and encodes 474 amino acids.